Cololabis saira (Pacific saury) is the source of this 2192-nucleotide messenger RNA. It is a transcript of the gene rnft1, whose product is annotated as ring finger protein, transmembrane 1. The record is from RefSeq and is a predicted model, not a curated record. The transcript is spliced from 9 exons. Gene Ontology annotation, biological process: positive regulation of ERAD pathway. Gene Ontology annotation, cellular component: endoplasmic reticulum. Gene Ontology annotation, molecular function: ubiquitin protein ligase activity. Lineage: Eukaryota; Metazoa; Chordata; Actinopteri; Beloniformes; Belonidae. The coding region runs from base 145 to 1407 and encodes 420 amino acids.
UCUGCCGUGACGUCCAUCAACGUCAAAAUGUCUCGCACGGCUUAAGAGCUAACAGUUUAGUUUUAUGUUUUUUUUUCAUUUACUUUUGGUUUCCUUUCUUUCCAUGGCUUGGAUUUAGUUCUAAAUGGCGACCGAGAGCUUACCAUGAAACUCCGGGUGCAGAAUGACAGAAUUGAUCCCAGAAGAGUACUGAAACCGAGGGAGUCUCCUGCUGUCAUGCAGCCUUAUUCCAGUGAGGGGAAUGGUUUAUCCCUGACCCUGCAACCAGAGCUUCUCACCAGGACACCGGUCACCCCCGCCGCGGCCGCCGGGCCUGACAGCAACGAGGUGCGGGUGACCAUGACCGGCGGUCCUGGGGAGUCGAGUGGAGGCGCUUCCUCCAGGAGGUCCAGGGUCGGCUCCCACAGCCACUCGCAUUCACAUCCGCACGGACACGAUCGGGCGCAGCGCGGCUCCAGUUCUGAGCCGGAGCUUGACCCCCCGGACCCGGAUCUGGACUCUGGGGAACCCAGCACCUCCCUGUCUGAGCUUCGAUGUCUGUUCCGCUGGCUCCAAAAGAGUCUUCCUUUCCUCAUCAUAUUGUGUGCUAAACUGGUCAUCCAGCAUGCUCUAGGUUUAGCAGUUGGGGUUGGCCUCUUCACAACGUUUUUAUAUGUGAAUAAAAACAUUCAAACUCAAGCUUUUCUUCAGGAUCGCCACUCAAAGCUGCAGUGCAUUUGGCUGUUUGUGUUCCUCGUCUUUUCCACCCUCCUGCUUUACUACACCUUUCUCACUGAGACACUUUAUCAUUGCCUCAUCUUUCUCAGUCCCUCCAUCGACCCCCUGGGUUUCUGGGAGAUCCUUUGGGCAGUUGGCACCACCAACUUCAUAAUAAAGUUCCUCUUUAUGGGAAUUAAGUGCCUUAUCCUGCUGCUGCCCUCGUCGUUGGUGAGCUACAGAACCCAGGGGCGGUGGCUGAUGCUGACUGAAGAGCUGGGUCAAGUCCACCAGGCUACAGCGCCUGUUCCACUCUGGUUUCGCUACCUGGUCACCUACCAGGAGGCUGACGGCAACCUCGGGCUCACGCUGGGGGUCCUGCUGGCUCUGGUCUACCUCAUUCUGAAGCUGUUAGGAUUGUACAGCCAGUGGACGUCUUUACUGAAAACUGUGCGGGUGUUCCUAGCCGGCGAGCAUACAGGCAUGGCAGCAACAAGAGGUCAGUGUAGCGAGGCAGGAGAUGUCUGUCCCAUCUGCCAGGGGGAGUACAAGGAGCCCCGGACUCUGCUCUGCCAGCACAUUUUCUGCGACGAGUGCAUCGCUCUGUGGUUCAACCGGGAGAAGAGCUGCCCCCUCUGCCGCACAGUCAUCACAGAGAAGGUCUACAAAUGGAGGGACGGCGCCACGUCUCCACACCUGCAGAUUUACUGAUCAGGAAUCACCCGGAUGUGGGACAUUUGUAUUAGCUUUUAUUAAACGUGACUCUCCAAACCCCACUGACGAGUAAUGUCGUACACACUGUUUAGGUAUUCAGCCGAGGGCGGGGCUCGCUGCGGGCCAAAGUCUGGGGACGACCCAGGGCCUGCAGUUUCUGACUUAGUUCCUUCUAUAUCCCUACUUCAAAACAACUGUUCCCUCUCCUUUUUGAAGUUGUGUAGUUUUUAUUUACCUUUUUUUAUGGUCAGAUAAACUUACCUGAUGGGUCAGAAGACUGUUGUGCUGCCACCUUCUUUUUGUAAAUACGUGAGGAAAAGAAAAAAAGAUUAAAAAGUAUUUUAACAGACGUUUCUUUGCCAUACACUUGAACAAAAGCAUCACAUGGACCCGACUUGUUCUAGUUAUUCUGACUUUAUAAUGGGGAACUUUUUGGACGUGUCAGAAUAAAUAUGUGGAGGUGAACGGCACCGUUCCUCUGCUCACAGGUCCUUGGUUCAGACCAACUGCUCUGCUUGAAUGUAAACCUGCAGUUGGAAGGUUUUUAUGAGGCCUGGUACAUCAUCGGGAACGUGAAUCUGUUUUUGAGGUGGAAUAAGAAUUCUUAUUAGCUCUUUUUUCCUGUGUAUUUCUCUUUGCCUGAUGAAAAGAAUGCAACUUAAGUUCUAAGAUUUAUUCAAAUUAUUUUUCUAUGAAGGGGUAACUUUUUCCUGUUUUUGUAAAAACCAAAGACCUGAAUCUAUUUUAUGUAUGAAAAUCCUUUCACAUUUAUUCAUACAAUA